Molecule: messenger RNA, 5440 nt
Organism: Anneissia japonica
Lineage: Eukaryota; Metazoa; Echinodermata; Crinoidea; Comatulida; Comatulidae
Exons: 5
Coding region: 199-3978 (1259 amino acids)
Source: RefSeq, a predicted model, not a curated record
UGUAGGAACGGUUAGGCCUAUUCAUUUCCAUAGCUGUUAUUCAUACCGUUUCUGUAUUAUGCAAUAUGCCUAACUCGUAUAUCUGACAGUGAUAUUUAGAGCUUAUUGUACGCACACGACAACCACAAACCCAUCGGCAGUGCGAGAACCCACAGGAAAACACACUUUCGUGUAAAGAAGUAUAGAGAGGUAGAAAUCAUGGGCUGCGCUACGUCUACUUCCCGUUGUUUGCAUUGCCAUGGAUCUUCUGCCGAACGGAGGUCAUCAGAUCCAAGUGAAUUUACCUCACUUGAAACCUCUAAAAUUUCACACAUUCAGUCUUUUCGACAAAAAUAUGGUGUCAAUGCAAACAAAUAUGCUAUUGACGAAGAGGGACAUGAUAAUCUUGGCCUUGGUGAUCUUGACGAGGAUGACAUUUUCAAAAAAUGUGGUAAAAAAACUCCCAUAAACGAUGAGAGGGAAAAUGAGGUAAUGUCAUCAGGUGAUAGUGAACAAGUUAAUACAGACGAUUACCAUCCAAGAAAUUAUCCAGUGCUCAGGAAGCGCCCGCGAGAAAUUGCACCUACCAAACUUACGAUAGAAGAUCUAUUCUGGAAGGGUAAACGCAAUAUUAUUCCAGAUUUAUCUGCUCUACGGCGCUUUGAUGAACAUGCACUAAAGGCACCAGCGGACCUUAAAAAUGAUGUUACUGCUCUCGUUAUGUAUCUGACGCGAUUUGCAGAAACAGAACUCCAGAAGGCCCGAGUACUGUUUCGAUGGGAGGCAAACUACCUAUCAUAUGAUGUCAACUACCUCGACACGAAGAUUAGAGGGGAUAACAGUGCUGAAGCUGCGCUGGCACGUGGCGUAUGCGUAUGUGAAGGUUACGCAAAACUAUACAAAGUUUUAUGCGAAAAGGCUGGUUUGAAAUGUGAAUACAUUGGUGGUGGGUCACGUUCGGCACCAGGGUCGGACUACGAACAAUGUCGAGAAGACGGCGAACCUAUUGAACUUCCAGAUUCACACGCUUGGAAUAUCGUCUGGAUCGACGACAGACCAUACCAGUGUGAUUGCACUUGGGCAUCUGGAGGUACAGACAAAGAUUCUUCCGGGAAACACAAGUUCGAACACAAAUGGGUGGAGUCAAUGUUUAUAGCAAAUCCAAUAUCAUUUACGUCAAGGCACUUACCACGUGAUAGCAACAACCAGGCCUACGUGUUGGAAGAGCAGAUGAUUGAGUGUCCAUUCAAUAAUUUUGAUACUUGGAAUGCCACGGUGUGCUGGGGUUCUCUUGGAUUGGCAACGGGCAUACAGUUAUUAAGUCAUUCAACUGGCGUAAUUGAAUCUAAUGAUAAUUUAGUUGAGAUAACAAUACGUAACAGACAUGCAAUGAAAUAUACAGGUUCACUGAAGGAGGCGGUCAGUGAAGAGAAGUACAAAGACCGUGUGAUAUAUUUUACCAAGGAUGAUGUGACAACAUUUUAUGUACGUUUGCCAUUCAAGGGUAAUUUUAAUCUGAAUAUUUCUGGGAACCUUAUCAAUGCUUCUCCAGAGGUGACCGAGACCACUGACAAUGAACUCUUUUCGUACAAGAUAUGUGGUGGCCCGAGAAGUCAAAAGCCAUUUGCUGACAGUGAGAUCGCUGGACUGUGUUACGGCCCUUCCGUUGAAUUUCUUGAGGCUGGAUUCUUACCUAUGUUGCAUAUUGAUGGUCCUUUUGUUAAGUGCGUGGAUGGAAAAGUGUCUAUAGAGGUGGCACUUGUGGAAAAUGGACAGCUGAUUGCGAAUCUAACCCGAAUCGGUAAGGAAGACCAAUUACUAGACAGAUAUGUCUACGGUGAAUGGCUGAUGGAUAAAAUAGUGUACCACAUCCAAUGCCCGGCACCAGGCGAGUACAGAUUUGCAGUUUCAUUUCAGUCUGAUACUGCAGUAGAUGAUAACCAAUAUUUGCUGGGGUUACAGUAUCUAGUCACAUGUGAAGGAAAGUUUGCACGUAAGGAGCCUUAUCCACCUGCCGGCUCGGGUCAAUAUGGACCAAACAAGCACUUCUUAAAAGAAAAGUUUGAACUACUUGGUAUACCAACUUCUACCAUUGAAACAGUUGAUGGUCGCGGUACACUCAGUAUUCGAUUUCCAUCUAAACACGAUAUUACGCUAACUCAUUCAAUAAAAUCCACUGAUGAUGACGAACACAAUUUGUCAGAAAAAAUGGUAUGCGCCGAAAUAAAAACGGAUUGCAGAACGAAAUCGACAGAGGUUAACUACAAGAUUGUAGUACCAAUGAAAGGCAACCUUCUCUUACAACUCUUCGCCGGGAAAUCUGGAACACAAAGCAUUCCAUGUAUAGGCCAAUGGCUUAUUCAGUGUGAUAGACAAUACUUAGGCGACCUUUACCCAUCACAUAAGGGUAUUUACGGCCUUACAGCGCACGGCAAAAGUUCAGAACUUGAAAUAGUCUCACCAGAUGUCUCAACGAUUACUAGUAUUGACGGUACAUGUUGUUUAACAAUAUUGUGCCACAGAUAUUCCACAACUUCGUUUUCCUAUACUUUGGAGAACAACAUUACAUCUGCUUCAAUGAUACGUUAUGUCAAUGGUGAAGUCCAGUUGAGAGGGACUACUGAAGGUCUUAUCAUAUUCACAUUUAGACUUCCGAAAAAAGGUUUCUACAAGUUUAGUAUCUUUUUGGGCAGUCCUGGAGAGACCACCCUUCCUCUAGCUGGGUGCUGGCUGAUAGAUUGCCAUAAGAAAUUUGAAGGUGAAUAUUAUCCUGAAGUGCCAUAUAUUUGUGGACCCACUAAUGUCUUCUUCGAAGAGAACUUCAAACUAUUGAAACCAAGAAGAGGUAAUGUAAUCGCAAACGAUGGCACUUGUUCACUAAGUGUUCAAGUAACUAAAUUUAAAGAAAGGAAUGUAUUUCACAAACUUGAAGGUGAUUUUUCUUCUCAUAAUCCAUUUUCCUGUGUCUAUGCAGACAUAGAUAAUGCAAACGAUAAUGAUAAUGGAGACAAGGUUCUGAUGUAUCACUUUCGUUUACCAUCCCAAGGAUACUAUAAAUUCACUCUGUAUUCGGGACUAUUCGGUCAAAAUUCUGGCAAAUUACUAGGCUGUUGGCUAAUUGAAAGUAUGGAAGCCUGGACUAGAGAAUGCUUUCCUAUUUUCCAGCAAAUUUCUGGUCCACAUGGAAAGUUUUAUGAACAUGGUUUAGAAGUUGUUUCACCUCAGCGUUCCACUCUGACAACAAGCUCUGGUAUGUGCACUUUGAAUUUAUCUACAAGAGACUGUCGAAAACUUAACAUGAGCUGCACCUUAGAGUCAGACGACAAAACACGGACACAACUACGAGGUUGUGUUAGUCCACAAUUGUCAUAUAUUGGCAAUGGAAAUGGAGAGUAUACCAUAAAAUUUCGAUUGAUGCAAGUAGGUGUUUUCAAAUUUACAUUAUUCGCAGGUGAAGAUUGUAUGUCGGUAGGUUGCUGGUUGGUGGAAUGCGAUGAGCCGUGUGUUGAACGUCCUUUUCCUAAUAUAAACGGGAUCGUUGGUCCAAACAAAGAAUUCUUUGAUUCAGGUCUUGAGAUAGUUUCUCCUACAAUACCGCAUAUUAUAGCUGCUGACGGUACUUGCCAACUAGUGAUACGAUCAAAGGCAUUUGCUGAAAUUCUCUGUGAUCUAAAGUUGAACGGUGAAGGCGAUUCUUUAACUGAAAGUAUCACAUACAAUGCUUCAACAGCAGGACAGAUAAAAACUACAACGAUUACUUUCAAGCUUUUCAGUACUGGAGAGUACAGUUGUCUGCUCUUUGUGUCUCAAAAUGCUAAUUUCACAAAGAUUCCUUUUGUUGGCGCAUGGAUAGUGGAGUGCAAAAAGCCUGCACGUGGAACAUUGAAGAGCACAGCGAGACGACUAAGUAGAAAGGCACGUGGAAGCAUACGUCAAGCAGGUACUUUUCGACAAAGAAGAGGGAGGCGGGUGGUACUGGGCCAGACUGCAGCACCGUAAACACUAGUAUUUUUUUUCCCAAGAUACACAAAUAAUGAAUGUUUAUGAGUGCAGUGGAAAGAUUAUUUUCGUGGGUUGAAAGAUUGACUGUUGUUCCAUUCAACUCGGCUCGAAUGGAACAACAGUCAAUCUUUCUACCCAUGAAAAUAUUUGUUUCCAUUGGGGGAAUAAAAAACUUUCAUAUUUGUUUGAUAACACCUCUAAAAUAGAUUCUUGUCAUUUAAUAUUUUAUGAAAAAAAAUCUACCUUUUCCUAAAUGAAACAGUCCAGUGUCUUUUUAACCAAUGUAAGGAUUGUAUUAUUUUGAGGUGUGCAAUAUUGAGCGAAACGGAUAGAACAAAAAAAUGCACGGAUGGAAAUACCAUACUAGCGCGAAUAAGCGCCCCGUUUGAAUAAGCGCCUCGAAAUUCAACUUAAUUUUUAUGCUUCAACUAUUCGCAUCUAUCUAAUAGCAUUGUCGGUCGGUCAGUCCAUCUACUGUAUCCAUCUGUCGGUCAAACAUGAGUCUCCAUUAAGUUUAACAUUGUUUUCAGUUUUGAUGCAUUUUUAGAAUGCAAUUUUUGUUUUAUUGAUACCCUUUUGGGAUUUAGAAUUACAGUAUUUGAUAUAAAAGUAUUGUAUGGCAACUAAAAUAAACUGACUUCAUGAUUCCCGUAUUUAAGCAAGAAACUCUGCAAUGCUCCUGCUAAUCUGAAUUGACAGAUGGCCAACACGCUUACCACCACCACUUUACAUCUGAUGUUGUGUAAAUACCCCCAACAUUUAUGAGCCAUGCUAUCUCGACGAUUGCAUUUUUCUUCAAUUUUCAUCUAUUUCCUUAAGCGCCCCCCCCCCAUUUCCACUCUCUUUCUAUAAGCGCCACUCAAAAGAGCCAAAAAUAUUUUAAGCGCCCGAGCGCUUAUUCGUGCGAGUACGGUAACUAAAAAUGCACAGUGAAAUAAAUGUCCAUGAUGAGUAACGAAAUGGUGUAAAUAACCAAUGUCACGUGAUACAAAAUCCACCAAUCAAAUGACAAGGAUGUAAUUAGGCGCGUUAUAGAAUACGGUAUCCUACUGUGAGCACUACAAAGUCUACAGUACAGAUUUUACUUGCGUUAUCUAAUGUAGGCCUACUGUAAAAGCAAUUUAGAUAUAUAAUAGAGAUUACAGUACAGUACUAAUACUAUUAUAGUUUAGAUUGUAUCUAAUUGUUUAUUUUCAUCUGUAAUGUUCCAUAUACACAACAUUUCUAAUGCUUUGUUUUAGAAAUUUAAGUAGGCCUAUAUUCGUACCCUUAUAAUUGAUUUUAUAUAACAUAACAUUGCAUUUAAGGGGAAAAUCAAAAAUAGGCCUAAACUAUCAGUUAAAAUUUAAUUUAAAUUUCUGUAGGCUUUGCUACAUCGGUUUCAAACAAGCCUUACAUCUGGGUGUCUAUAAAAACGAAGACCGAAGACCCAAAAACAAAGACCCCUAUUUUUUCUCUU